AUGCAAAGUCCUAUUGUGCCUUCAGAACGAGAGCGUGGUUCCCAGAAGCUGUGGAGCGCGUCGGUGAUUGAUGCACGAUACACGCAUGAAUAUAUCUAUGGUGUAUUUGUGAUGGGACUAUUGGACAAAUUCUUUUCCGGGUUCAAUGCCACAAUACUUGCCUAUGGUCAGACUGGUUCUGGCAAGACUCACUAUGGAGACUUGGAUGAAAAUGCAGGGGUUAUACCGCGAAUAAUGUGCGAUAUCUUUGAACGCAUUAAAACGUUAGAAAGUGAAUAUGACUUCGUAGCGAAACAAGCCAUAUAG
Messenger RNA from Anastrepha obliqua, 306 nucleotides. RefSeq names its product kinesin-like protein klp-19. Bases 1 to 306 code for a protein of 101 amino acids. The record is from RefSeq and is a predicted model, not a curated record. Gene Ontology annotation, molecular function: microtubule motor activity; microtubule binding; ATP binding. The transcript has a single exon. NCBI's taxonomy places the organism in Eukaryota, Metazoa, Arthropoda, Insecta, Diptera, Tephritidae. Gene Ontology annotation, biological process: microtubule-based movement; mitotic spindle organization.